AUGCUAGGUGCAAUUCUUCUAAUUGCGGCUUUUUGGGUGUUGCUGCGUUCGCUGCGCUCUGUGUGGACAGGUUUCUCAGGUUCGAGUGCAGCGACAAAGAAGAAACUAAAAGCCGCGAAGAGGAAUCGCUUUGAGGACUUUCUCCUCGACGAUAAGGUGCGUGCUGGAUCGAGUGGCUUAUCGAAUGGCGUUUCCGCUGCCCCAGUUACCGCAUCCGACGCUGCAGCUAGCAUUAUUCAAGAGGCGUUUGAGAACGCUACCACAGGCGGCUUACCUGUGCUUGUUCUCUACGGAACGGAAUACGGCUUUUCCCGUCAGGUGGCGAAGCACGUGGCAACCGAGCUAUCGCAACGUCUCCAGGGUCGCGUCUCGCCGCGAGUGCUAAACAUGCUCCACCACGAUGUGGUUGAUUUUCGGCGUGAACCGAUACUGUUGGUGGUCUGCUCCACCACCGGUGACGGGGUCGUUCCGAGUGACGCUCGUGCGUUCGCAGACCGCCUGGAAGCACGCUCGCUCCCGGUGUCAGCGGAUACGCGCUAUGGUGUGCUUGCUUUAGGCGACCGCGCCUAUCCUCACUUUUGCCGCGCCGGAAAGCUCCUCUCCGAGUGGUUCCAAACGCUGUGUCCGGGACCAGGUGCAGCGCUCGCCGAAAGGAUGGAUGUGGAUCAGGAAGACUGGACAGCCAUCAAUGCGUGGAUUCACGCAGUGGUUUCGGCACUGGAGAAGGAACUGUCGAAGCGCUCCCUGCCUGUCCCGGAAUCCGACUAUCUUCGAGCCAGUAUUAUGCAAGGAGGAGCCCUGCUUGCCGAAUUAGCAAACGAUAUGAGUCGGCGAUAUUCGAAAGAGGCACCGUUUCUCGCCCGGAUGGUGGUGAAACGCCUGCUCACGCGCCUGGUGGAGCCCGGUGACAAAGAAACCUAUCACAUUGAACUAGACAUUACUGGGUCAGAUCUGAACUAUCUUCCAGGGGAUGCGCUCGGUGUGAUUCCACGGAACGCUCCCGAUAUCGUUCGAGAGACGCUGGCGGCGUUGCGUAUGCAGGGCUCCGAGCCCCUGGACGACCAAACUUCGGUGCGUCAGUGGCUCGAGGAGCGCGCUGAUCUCAAACAUGUACGCGGUUCAGCGCUGAUUGCUCUGCUUCGGAAAUCUCUCGACAAGAGUACCGCUGCGGACGAGUGCGAGCUUGCGGAUACGCUCCUUCACGACGACCAAACGAUGCAAGCGUUUCUCUACGGACGCGAGCUCGCAGAUGUGUUGCUUGCGUUCCCAUCGGCGCGUUUGGCGCCGUGUGAACUCACCCAAGUCGUCCGCUCGCUGCAACCUCGCUUCUAUUCCAUUGCGUCCUCCCCGACAGCACACGAUCCGCAGAAAAUCGCGCUCACUGUGGCCGUCGUACGGUAUGCAUGUCAUGGGCGCAACCACAAAGGAGUCGCAACGUGCUACCUCGCAGAUCAGGUCCAGCCCGGAGAUCUAGUGCCUGUGUUCCUUUCGCGCAACCCGAACUUCCGCCUGGUCUCUGAUCCCCAGCGCCCCGUCGUGAUGAUCGGACCUGGUACCGGUGUGGCGCCUUUCCGCGCAUUCACUGCCGAACGCAGAGGUUGCACGGGGCGAACGCUGUUGUUCUUCGGCAGUCGCCAUCGUGAUCGCGAUUUCCUCUACGGAGACGAGUUCGAAGCGUUGGCUCAGACCGGUCAAAUCGAGCUGUACACCGCGUUUUCGCGAGACCAGUCCGAAAAAAUAUACGUACAACACCGCUUGGUGGAACGGGCUCGUGAUCUGUUCGACUUGAUUUGGCGGCACGGCGCCUAUAUUUAUGUGUGUGGAGAUGCCGCACAGAUGGCGCGUGAUGUCGACCACGCCAUACGUAAGAUAUUGGCCACCGAAGGAUCACUCAGCACUGAUCAGGUCGACGCAUUCAUGCAAAAACUGGAACGCGAGCAACGCUACCAGCGGGACGUCUGGGUGGAGUAA
Molecule: messenger RNA, 1971 nt
Organism: Cyanidioschyzon merolae strain 10D
Lineage: Eukaryota; Rhodophyta; Bangiophyceae; Cyanidiales; Cyanidiaceae
Product: sulfite reductase flavoprotein alpha-component
Exons: 1
Coding region: 1-1971 (656 amino acids)
Cellular component (GO): cytosol
Molecular function (GO): flavin adenine dinucleotide binding; FMN binding; oxidoreductase activity
Source: RefSeq, a predicted model, not a curated record